Molecule: messenger RNA, 4495 nt
Organism: Epinephelus moara (kelp grouper)
Lineage: Eukaryota; Metazoa; Chordata; Actinopteri; Perciformes; Serranidae
Gene: vps26a
Product: VPS26, retromer complex component A
Exons: 9
Coding region: 96-1082 (328 amino acids)
Biological process (GO): intracellular protein transport; retrograde transport, endosome to Golgi
Cellular component (GO): endosome; retromer complex
Source: RefSeq, a predicted model, not a curated record
ACAUGACGGUAAGUCCUGAUACUACCUCCUGGUUCAGACAGACAGGCUGCACGGAGCGAGGCUAGCUGUUAGCUUCAACUGUCUAGACGGCCGAGAUGAGUUUCCUAGGAGGUCUGUUUGGGCCGGUGUGUGAGAUAGACGUACUGCUGAACGAUGCAGAGAACAGAAAGACAGCCGAGUUAAAGACAGAAGAUGGGAAGGUGGAGAAACAUUACCUGUUCUAUGACGGAGAGUCUGUGUCUGGCAAGGUGAAUCUAAAUGUGAAGCAGGGAGGAAAGCGGCUGGAGCAUCAGGGCAUCCGCAUUGAGUUUGUUGGACAGAUAGAGCUGUUCUCCGACAAGAGCAACACCCAUGAGUUUGUGGAUUUGGUGAAGGAGUUGGCUCUACCUGGGGAACUCACCCAGAACAGGAGCUACGACUUUGAGUUCAUGCAGGUGGAGAAGCCCUAUGAGUCCUACACGGGAGCGAAUGUCAGGCUAAGGUACUUCCUCAGGGUGACAAUAGUCCGUCGUCUGUCUGACCUGGUGAAGGAGUACGAGUUGAUCGUCCACCAGUUAGCCACCUACCCAGAUGUCAACAACUCGAUCAAGAUGGAGGUCGGCAUAGAGGACUGUCUGCACAUUGAGUUCGAAUACAAUAAAUCCAAAUACCACCUGAAGGAUGUGAUUGUCGGGAAGAUCUACUUCCUGCUGGUCAGGAUCAAGAUCCAACACAUGGAGCUACAGCUCAUCAAGAAGGAGAUAACAGGCAUCGGUCCCAGUACGACCACAGAGACAGAGACGGUUGCAAAGUAUGAAAUCAUGGAUGGUGCUCCAGUUAAAGGAGAAUCAAUCCCCAUCAGACUGUUCCUCGCAGGAUAUGACCUGACACCCACCAUGAGGGAUGUCAACAAGAAGUUCUCUGUACGCUACUUCCUAAAUCUGGUGCUGGUGGAUGAGGAGGACAGAAGAUACUUUAAACAACAGGAGAUUGUUUUGUGGAGAAAAGCUCCAGAGAAGAUGAGGAAAAGAAACUUCCAUCAGCGCUACGAGUCUCCCGAGGCCCGAACCCCACCAGUCAAUGCAGAGCAGCCAGAGAUGUGAGGACGACACUAUGAACUGAAAAUACACACAGAAAAUACACCAACUCUUCACUGCUGAACAGCCAGAGGUGUGCGGGCUGCCCCACUAUCCCCCUGGACUGAGAAAUGUAUACAUGAAUACACAUGACAUAACUUCAGACAUCCCCAUCACCACUCCACAGCUUCAGACGAGAGCUGUCCAACCACCUUCACUCUCUCCCCGCCAGGACUGAAACACACUCUCAUACAGACGCACAAGCAUACGAUCCAAGAUGGCUGAAAGCUAAACGUCAAGGCAAGAGUGCAAAUCAAACCGGCCCAAGCAAGGAACAGUGAGGCAGCCUAUGUCAUCUUGGCGUCUCAGACUGGAAACACACACACAAGCACACACAAAUGAAGCCAUACAGUCUCAGAUAUCUGAAUGCAUAAUAAAACAGGAGCAAAGACGGAAAAGAGGAGGCGGCCACAGACAACCGCCACACGGUUAUCCCUUUCUUCUGCAACAGGAGCUUCUGUUGUUUGCAAAUUUUGGCAGCACUUACCCUGGAAUUUCUCCGGCAUCUUCCCUCUGACAUCCCCUGCAAAAUUUCUGGAUGAGCUAGUCAAUGACUUAAGGUAUUCAAGACAUGUGGGGAUCAGCCUGAACAAAGGACAUGAGAGGCUAAGCUAUGAGUCAACACACGCGCUCUGUGUUCAUUCACAAUACCUGAGUUUAAGCUAUGCUAAUACCACUGUGCUCUCGACCAUCCAUCUACCUGGGAGAUCAAGUGUUUCCCAGUUGUUGUUAAGUAUGUUCCAACAGUCCACAGGCUGCUUCUUCCAUGCAAGUGUCUUGUUUAGUGCAACAAAUGUUCAUCUUAACUUAACAUCUUAAUUUAAUUUUAUAUAUCAUUUUCAAAUAUAGCGUUUUCAUGAACAUUUUUUGCUCUCAGGGUGUGUUAGCACCAAACAGGAAGCGGAUUUUUGCCUCGUGUUACUUGUAAGAAUAUGGCCGCUGGGUUGUCUUUGAUAUUUACUGUGCUAACAGUUGUGCUAACUAACUGAGGAAAGCAGCUAAUGCUAACGUCAGUGUUAAGUCACUCAAAGCAUGUUGCUAAAAUGCAACUCAACAAUAUGGUUUACAAAAGUAACACGUACAUAUUUUCAGAACUUAUCAUGUAGUCCCAUGUCUUCGCUCACUUUUCUCCGAGCCCUCUCCUUUUUAGUUUAAUCUCCAUACAGUUUAAGUUUAUCCUCCAUCUCUCCUUCUCAGUGACGUCAGGAGAAUUUCAACUAGAUCUCAAUGGUAAAAGGCUUUUGCGACACACUUGCAUGAAUGUUUUGCACAACCUGAAGAAUUUCGUCUUGGGUGGAUACAUAUAUUUCCCAUAUUCCUGUCAUUCUCGUCAUCUGCCGUGAAUUCACGUCCAUUCGGUUGUAAUUGUGCCCUGUGGAAAAAUUUGCCUCGUGCUGGGUUUAAAUGCACCUUUAUGUUUCCAGUUCCAGUCCACAUUUCGUUCCAUACAAGAAAUGUGUUGGAUCCAAGGUGAACAUUAUCAUUUCACUGUAUUUUAUUUCCUAAAAUAAUUUAAAUAGAUAACAAUCAUGUAGUGUUGCUAUUGAUGCUUAAUUUCAUUAUCGAGUAACCUGCACAUUCUCGAUUAAUUGAUGAAUUUAGUCUAUAGAAUGUCCGAAGAAAGUGAACUGGGUCCAUCACAAUUUCAUAGAGCUGUGGUGACAUCUAUGAGUAUCUUUUUUUGUUUAAAAAUACUCAAUUUACAGUUACAUUAUAGAGAGAAAUGCAGCAAAUGCUUGUAAAUUGUUCUCAUGUAGUGGUUCCUUAAAAACUGACUGAAACGCUUUAUCAGCCAUCAAAAUAGUUGCCAAUUAGUUUUCAGUCAUUUUCCAAAUCAGUAAGUCGACUAAUUGCUGCAGCUCUAAAAGCAUUAUACUUUGAUACAGGUUCUUUAGCUCAAUACAACAUUUCAACAUCUCUUGUUAAGAUGAAUAUUUGAUGCAGUGAUGUCUGUCUGGUUACCACAGAACUGCCUCCAAACGUAUUUGGAGAUUCACUCUGAGUUUGAAGAAGUUUCUCUGGCACGAGGCCUUUUGUUUGAUCUUAAAAGUGCCGCUUAUUUAUGACUAAUCUUGAAGAAUAUAGAAACCAUUUCCUCCCUUAAGUUAUUUUAAGGGUCAGCUCACCCAAAUUACAAUUUUGAUUCCAUUGACCUCCAUUUUAUUAAGGUGGAAGAGGAGAUUAUAGAAAGAGAUAUCAAAACUUAAUAGAAAAUAUGUUUAUAUGUAAUUUGGGUGAACUGAACCUUUAAGUUCAUGUGUCAGGGCUGGUGUCGGCUGACUCACAUCAGCUGACUUAAGAAAUAUCUCCAGUAUCUUAAAUUCAAAGGUUAAAAAAAGGUUGAAAGUUGAGGUUGUCCAGCCUCUUAUACCUGAAAAUGAACACCUGUCAUCACAACAUGAAUAGCGGUUUUUAUUUAUAUCAGUGAUGCAUUAGACAAAUUAAAUGACGCUAGCCAUGAUCAGGAGAUUCGCUGUCAGUUUCACUUUCUCUUCGCAGGUUGCAUCUUUGAGCGUGUUGGUUUGGUAUAAGUAGAAUACUAAUGUUAAAAAAAAAAAGUCUCAUGUCUGUUAUUGUAAGCGCUGGGAGGGAUCUCAUAUCAACAUACUGUAAACAAUAUUCCACUGUGACGCUCAGACCGGCUGUUUAGGUCCUGCUUUAAAGACACACGCUCAGAAACACACAGUUUGGUGAUGUUACCGGUCUUGUGUGUAGGUUGAAUUUGCCCUUAAGCUCUGAUCUGUGGCCAAUUUUGCACUUUCCCCCUCCGAUGCUUAACUUUGUUUAAAAGGGGCAUGGAAGCUGAAACUAAACAUGACUCAAGGACAACUUCACCUCAGAGAUCUCCUGUGUCUAUCAUGGAAAUGAUACUGUCAUUUAUAUAUCACUACUUGUUUUAAUUGGACGUUAUUAAGUCAUUUUUUUGUUUGUUUUUUUUGUCUCUUUCGUGUGCAAGUCAUACUGUCAUGUUACAUGUUUCAUUUCAUAAACCUCUGAACACCCAUCCACAGUUGAGAUUUUAUUUGUUUCUUUGCAAUCUGGUUUUCUUUUGUUUGGGAACAGCGUAAUUUAUUUUCAGGUGAUGCUUUCUUUCUGCCUGUCAGACAUUUUCUGUCUUUCUGAACACUGUACAGGUGGGGGGUUUUUUGGUGUGCUUUAAAUACCUGCAGAGGUAAUGAAGAAACACUUAAAUGCCAAAACUCUCUGCCCCUGUCUUAUCUACUGCAUGUUAAUCUUUAUACAAUGUCUAAUCAUGCCAUCGACAUGUGCGUGUGUGUGAGUGUGUGUGUGCGUGUGUGUGUAUAUGAUAAUAUGUGUAUAUACACCAAACCCAAAUAUAUAGCCAAAAUGAAUCGUGAAUAAAGCAAAUUUAUACAGAA